This is a messenger RNA of Varanus komodoensis (Komodo dragon), 2131 nucleotides long. RefSeq names its product divergent protein kinase domain 2B (gene DIPK2B). The record is from RefSeq and is a predicted model, not a curated record. Bases 173 to 1471 code for a protein of 432 amino acids. The transcript has 5 exons. NCBI's taxonomy places the organism in Eukaryota, Metazoa, Chordata, Lepidosauria, Squamata, Varanidae.
UUCCUUGUGCCCACCCCAAUCCAUGUUCCUUCCCACCAAACCUCUGAAGCCAUUCACUAGCUGGUAAAACAUUUUUAAAAAUCCUUCAGCCUCUUGGGUCAAGUUUCUCCUGUUGGAUAAAUGCCGUUCAGUUAAGAACAGGGACUAUCAGAUGUUAGGUUAGAGCCAGCAGAUGCUAGGGAUGAGGUCCUGGCUGUUUCACCUUUCUUCCAAAUUGCUGCACUCUCUUCUGUGUUUGAGUCUGAUGCACACCUAUUUCUUAGGAGCUACAAUUUCCCCAUCUCCAGGUCCCCGGGUCAAACCUAGCUACAGUUUUGGUCGAACUUUUUUGGGACUUGAUAAAUGCAAUGCCUGCAUUGGAACAUCUAUUUGCAAGAAAUUCUUUAAAGAAGAAAUAAGGUUUGACAGCUGGCUUUCUUCUCAUUUAAAACUCCCACCCAACUACCUUUCCUGGUACCCUGGGAAUUACUCAGAUGACAGCAAAAGUUGGCGGCCAGUCGAGAUCUCUAGAUUAACUACCAAAUACCAGCAUGACCAAUCUGACAAGAGAAUUUGUGUUUCCCUCACCCAUGCUAAAAGCUGCAGCAUUGAGCAUGCCUUAUGGAAGACAGAGAGAUUCCAGAAAUGGCUAAAGACAAAACGCCUCACCCCUCUUCUGGUCCAGGGCCUGCGUACACCACUGCUCUAUUGCCCAUCACAACGGCUGUUGGACCGAAUAGUGCGGCGAUAUGCAGAAGUGUCAGAUGCCGGUAGCAUCUACAUGGACCAUUUCACAGACCGGGAUAAGCUGCGACUCCUCUACACGCUGUCAGUUAAUACACAUCCCAUCAUGUUACAGAUUUUUCCUGGAGCAGAAGGGUGGCCAUUUCCUAAAUACCUGGGGUCCUGCGGUCGGCUGAUUAUCACAACUAGCACCAGACCUUUGAAGGAAUUUUAUGGUGUAUCUCCUGGUGUAGCAGCAGACCUCGCUCUUCAGCUUCUCUCUAUUAUGGAGUCCAUGAGGAAUAAUGACCUGAACUAUUUCUUCUACUUUAUCCAUGUGGAUGCUGACACAUUUGGUGUUUUCAGUGAUGGACAUCUGUUUAUUCGAGAUGCCAGUACCCUGGGAGUCAUUGACAAAGAGGACACAGGGAGCCAGAUGAUGGAUCAACAGGAGAAAUAUAAGGACAUAUUUAGCUGCUUGGCUGCAGAUUGCCAAUCUGUCUUGCCUUCCUGUAAUUCCGUCAGGUAUACUCAGAGCCUCAUCAUGGUCUGUGAGGAACUUCUGUCUAAGCUCUUGAAGGAAAAGUUUCUGCCUUCUGUGCAGGAGAAGAUUGACGGUGCUCUGAAGAUCUGUGCAAACAGUUCUCUCACCAACCAAGAGGUUAUCAAGGCAGCUCAGGUGCUGGAAGGGAUUUUGAAACCUCUGCAGACCUGUGAUUCUGAUUUUGCCUACCGCUACCCAGAUUGCAAAUACAGUGCCAAACACUAAACACACACACACACACACACACACACACACAGCAAGAAACAUAUACCGUACAAGCUGGUUGUUGAAGAGUCUGCUCUGCAAAGAGAGCCUUCAAGAAACUUUCCUAACACACGCUGAGAUGGUUGCCACAUGGAUCAUUCCCUCUUUAGGAAACGGCUUAGACAGCAAUUCUUUGAUAAAUUCCACACAACUUUGUUAACUCCUUGCAGGUUAUGGGAUCAUUUGGACACCUCGGAACCUGCCCUGCUGCAGGUCACUUUUCCUUUACCUCCAAUUCUAGUAGAAACUUGAAACAGGCAUGAACAGCCCCAGCUUUCUCACCUUAACCUGUGUAUUCCUCUUAUUUCCUUUUGGGCUGAUUUCUUGAGAUCAGUAACUGCUACCAGAAGCACACUUGGCCCUCACCAUCCAGAGGCCUCCAUUUCAUCUUUUUACAUCAGGUGCAGGAAAUCAUGCUGCUCUCCAUUUCAGCUUUCUAUCCAAAGCAAUUUCACUUGUUCCCAUGGGCAACUGAUCCUGGAUCCUGCUGUUAUGAUCAUUCUUUCCUUUCCAUUGAAAGAGAAAAAUAUUCCAAGCAUGCAGAGAGUCCUUUUUAAAACUUUAUUGCAAUGAAGGGAACAGAAAAAAAUGGUUUCCUUCCCAUUUUCCUGUUCACAUGAG